AGAGCAAACAACAUUUCCUCAGUCACUGUCUAAGCUUGUACUUGUCACUUGCCGGCAAGUGACAGAAUCAUGUUAUACAAGUAAUGACCAGGAAGUAAAACGGAUUAAAAGUGCGCGGUAAAAGCGCACGUUACUACCAAGAGGGGAAGGCGAGGGGACUUUCUAGGCUAUUAUAAGUAAUGGGGAAGGAAGGAAUGUAGCAUACAUUUGCAAUAGCUGAAGGGAUAUCAGUGGGACUGGUUAUGAAGUACAUCUGAUAUCCAUUUGCCCACAGCUUCUCAGCGGGUGGCCUUUCUUUCUUGUUUAUCAGCUGAUCUCUUGACACGAAAAAAUGAAGGACAAGGAUUAUAAAGCAGGAAUGCAUUCAGACAAGUCUAUAAGGGUGGUCCCUGUUGCUUUAAUGCUCCUAUCUUUAUGUGCCAUUUCAUUUUAUUUUGGGGGCAUGUUUUGCUCUCAGAAGGAAAGAUAUCUUCUAGAACAAGAAGUAUCACAUGCCCCUGUACAAGUGAGCUGCUCAGCUGCUGAAGAGAAGGCAAUAACAUUUGAAGAAUGCAGCAGCGAAUAUCAAGAUUAUACUCCAUGCACAGACCCACAGAGAUGGAGGAAGUAUGAUAUACACAGGUUGGCAUUUAGGGAGCGACACUGUCCACCACUUUCUGAAAGAAUUGAUUGCCUAAUCCCUCCACCAGAGGGUUACAAGCUACCUAUUAGAUGGCCAACAAGCAAGGAUGAGUGUUGGUACAGGAAUGUUCCCUAUGAAUGGAUUACCAAUGAAAAAUCCAACCAGAAUUGGGUGCGGAAGGAAGGGGAGAAGUUUCUCUUUCCAGGUGGAGGUACAAUGUUCCCCAGAGGGGUCAGCGAAUAUGUGGAUCGAAUGGAAGAUUUGAUUCCAGGAAUGAAAGAUGGUACUGUUCGAACUGCUCUUGAUACCGGAUGUGGGGUUGCAAGUUGGGGUGGUGAUUUGCUGGGUCGUGGAAUUAUCACAUUGUCUCUGGCACCCAGAGAUAAUCAUGAAGCUCAGGUGCAGUUUGCACUUGAACGGGGAAUUCCUGCAAUUCUUGGUAUCAUCUCCACACAGCGGCUUCCAUAUCCAUCCAAUGCAUUUGACAUGGCUCACUGCUCUCGCUGUCUCAUUCCUUGGACAGAAUUUGGUGGAGUAUACCUUUUGGAAAUAGAUAGAAUACUGCGGCCAGGGGGUUUCUGGGUGCUAUCUGGACCACCAGUUAACUAUGAAAAUAGAUGGCGAGGAUGGAACACAACCGUAGAGGAUCAGAAGGCUGACUAUGAUGCCCUUCAAGGUCUCUUAACUAAGAUGUGCUAUACACUAUACAAUAAAAAGGAUGACAUUGCCGUAUGGCAGAAGCCAUUGGACAAUGAGUGCUAUGCUAGCCGUAGUGAAACAGUCUAUCCCCCAAAAUGUGAUGAUAGCAUUGAACCAGAUGCAGCAUGGUAUGUUCCUAUGCGAGCUUGCAUAGCUACAAGAAAUCCAAACUUCAAGCGCUUGGGCGUAGGACAGACUCCAAAGUGGCCACAACGCUUGCAGGUAGCCCCAGAGCGAGUUCGUACAGUCUCUGGUGGUAGUGAUGGUGCAUUCAAGCAGGACACAACCAAAUGGGUUAAACGUGUUAAGUAUUAUAAGAGACUGGUGCCUGAUCUUGGAACAGACAAGAUAAGGAAUGUUAUGGAUAUGAACACCCUUUAUGGAGGUUUUGCUGCAGCUCUGAUAGAUGACCCUGUAUGGGUCAUGAAUGUGGUCUCCUCAUAUGGCCUGAAUUCUUUGAAUGUUGUCUAUGAUCGAGGAUUAAUUGGUGCUAUUAAUGACUGGUGUGAAGCAUUUUCAACCUAUCCUAGAACCUAUGAUCUCUUGCAUCUUGAUGGUCUUUUCAGUGCAGAAAGUCACAGGUGUGAGAUGAAAUUCGUUUUGCUGGAAAUGGACCGAAUACUCAGACCUACUGGCUUUGUCAUAAUGCGUGAAUCCCCACAUUUUGUGAAUAGUGUAUACAAUCUAGCCAAAGGAAUGAGAUGGAAUUGCGAGAAGAAGGAUGCAGAAAAUGGUGAAAAUGAAAAAGAAAGGAUUCUCAUUUGUCAGAAAAAGAAUUGACGGUCUUCAAAAGCAGAUCAAUGAUCAGGACCUAAAAUUGUAAGGUCAACAUUUAAUGGCGAGCAGUUUGGCAUCGGUAAACCCGAUAGUGAAUCUAAUAAUGGGAAAGUGGAUGCCUUGCCGAAGAACCUGGUUUGGCUUUUUGUUUAGGACCAUUAUCUGCAAGUACCAUAGCAGUAUCAAUUUAUGAGUUGGAUAAGAUGCAUUUCUGAGCCAUUAUAAUGCCAAUGAUCUGAUGCCAAAUGUAUUCUACUUCCAGUGGGAUAUAACAGUGCUUACUGGAACAUCUCCUGCAGAUAGGAGCUAUUAAAUCUUAUUCAUUCAUUUUAUUUUGAAAUUGUAAGGUAUUCUUUAUAUCUGCAGCCUUCCAAAAGGAGGAAGGGAUUUGGGCCUGCACAUCCCUUGCACUGUAAUAUGUUUGAGAACUCUUAUUGAUUUCAAUGCCUAAUAUAUUUCUCUAA
Molecule: messenger RNA, 2562 nt
Organism: Cryptomeria japonica (Japanese cedar)
Lineage: Eukaryota; Viridiplantae; Streptophyta; Pinopsida; Cupressales; Cupressaceae
Product: probable methyltransferase PMT20
Exons: 8
Coding region: 332-2101 (589 amino acids)
Cellular component (GO): endosome; cytoplasm; trans-Golgi network
Molecular function (GO): methyltransferase activity
Source: RefSeq, a predicted model, not a curated record